AUGUUUGAAUCGAUAGUAUCAAAUUUAUUGACUAGAUAUUUAAAAGAGUAUAUUAAAGCUUUAAACACUGAUAAUCUAAAUAUUAGUAUUUGGAGUGGAAAUGUUUCAUUAGAGAAUUUAGAAUUAAAAAGUAGAGCAUUAGAGAAAUUUAAUUUACCCUUUACAAUUAAAGAGGGUUUCUUAGGUAAACUAUCACUUAAAAUACCUUGGAAUAAUUUAAAAACUGAACCUGUAAUUGUUGUUAUCGAUCAAUUAUACAUUACAGCUUCUCCAAAAUCAACAACUGUUUGGAAUGAAGAAGAUGAAGAUCUUUUACUUCAAAAGAAAUUAAAGAAAUUGAAAAUUUAUGAAGCAUUAAAAGAAGAGAAAAGAAAGAAACAACAACAAUUAAAAGAGAAACGAGAAAUUAGAAAUAAUUUAAUUAAAGAAAAGAGAUUACAAAAAAAACAAAUUAAAAACCAAUUAAAACAACAAUUGAGACAAAGAAAAAAAGAUGCAAAAAAUGCAUCACCUGUAAAUAGUAAUAAUAAUAAUAACAACAAUAGUAAUUUGGUUUCGGAAUCAAAUAUACCUUCUUCAUCAUCAUCAUCUUCAUCAUCACUAUAUGAUGAUGAUGAUAAUUCAAGUAAAGAUGCAAAUAAAUCUGAUGAUACAGAUAUGGAUGUAGAUGAUGAUGAUGAAUUUCAAGAAGCAACUGAAGGUGAUUAUGAUAAUGAGGAAGAACAAGAUGAUCAUGAUGAAGAGGAUGAUUUAAGUGAUGAUGAUGAUGAUGAUGAUGAUGAAGAAGAUGAUUAUGAAAUGGAAGAUGAAGAUGAUGUUUAUAAAACUUUAGUUGAUAAUCAAGGUAAUGAAAAUGAUUCACAAUCAGGUGGUUUAAUUGAUUCAUCAUCAUUUGCAGAGAAAUUAAGAAAUAAGAUAGUUGAUAAUUUACAAAUUAUGAUCUACAAUGUACAUAUAAGAUUUGAAGAUAGUGUAACCAAUCCGACAACACCCUAUUGUUUUGGUGUAACAUUGGAACAUCUAUUGGCACAAUCAUCCAAUGAAGAAUGGAAACCAUCAUUCAUACAUACACCACAUACAUUGGUACAUAAAUUAAUUACACUUCAAAAUCUAUCAAUCUAUUGGGAUGCUGAUAAUGAUAAACCAGAUUUAAAUUAUAAAUCAAUCUCUGAAUUUAAAUCUUUAAUGACAAAAUUAAUACCAAAGAAAUCAUCACCAUCCACUACUACUACAACACCACCAAUAUCACCACCACCAAAAGAAACUCAAUUAAUAAAACCACAACAUAAUUAUUUACUACAUCCAGUUUGUGGUUCAUUAAAAUUAUUAAUAAAUAAAUCAAUAAUACCAAAUAAAUAUAUUCCAUUGUAUACAGCAAAUUUUGAAUUUGAUGAAAUUAAUUUAGAGUUGGAAUCAAAACAAUACUCUGGUAUAUUAGCAUUAGUUGAUUGGUUUACAACACAAAAGAAAGGUGAAAGAUAUAGAAAAUUCAAAACUAAAGAAUCUGGUGGUGUAUUAAAGACGGCAAAGGAUCGUUGGGAGUUUGCAGGUAAAUGUAUUUUGGCAGAUGUUAGAGAUAAAAUUAGAAAAUGGACACCACAAUUCUUUGAUAAGCGUAGAAAAGAUAGAUUGGAUUACAUUCAUCUAUAUAAAUUGAAAAAGAGAAAAAAGACACUUUCAGAUUUAAAUACUACAAAAUUAAAUAGUCUAGAAAAAGAAUAUAGUUUUGAAGAUUUAGUUUAUUUUAGAUCGUUAGCUGAUGCUCAACUAAAAGCUGAAGAUAAUCAUCAACAACAACAAAAACAACAACAACAACAACAACAACAACAAUCAAAUAUAUCACCAAAAAUCAUUUCUUCAAAUAAAAAUAAUAAUAAUGAUAGUAGUAGUGGCAGUAGCAGUAAUAAUAAUAAUAGUUCAACAACCUCAACAACUUCAACAACAACUUCAUCAUCGUCAUCAUCAAAUAGUACUGAUAGUAAAGAUAUUAUGAAAUCAUCAGGUGAUAAAAAUGUAAAUAAUAAUAAUAAUAUGGGUGAUAAUGAAAAUAAAGAUAAUAUAGAUAAAAAGGAGGAAAAUAAAAAUGAUGACCAAGAUAAUAAAAAUAAGAAUAAAAAUAAAAUAAUUACUACAAUUAGUCAUAAAAAGAAUAAAUCAAAAGAUGAUCAAAAUAGUGGAGGAUGGUUUAAAUGGUUUGGGUGGGGUAGUUCAAAUAAAAGUAAACAGCAACAACAACAACAAGAUGAGAGUGAGGAUCAAGAUUCAUCAAUAUUGGGAACAUUAGAUAUAACUGAUCAACAGAAGAGAGAACUUUAUUCAACCAUUGAAUAUGAUGAACAUCAAAAAUCAAAGAAUAUAGUUUAUCCAAAGGAUUAUGUUAAAACUAGAAUUAAUUUUACAAUGAAUCGUGGUUCGGUUGCAUUUAGAUUGCAACCACCAAAUUCACCAAUUACUCAUUUCUCUUCAAAAUCACCACCAUCAUCAAAAGGAAAUGCAGAUUUAAUGAUUGAAUUGGUUAGAAUGUCUGUGGCAGUUGAUAAAUUUGUUGGAUCAUUAUAUGUUCAAGCAAUAUUAGAGACUAUAUAUGUACGUGAUUUCUUUACAAAGGAUACACAAUUUCCAAUAUUAAUGAAACCUAUCGUUGUUAAAAACAAUACAUUUGUAAAUUCAUCUUCAAGAACUCUACCCUAUAGUAAUAGUGAAGGUGUAGAGGAUAUAAAUAAGGACUAUCUAUCAAUAGUAUCAUCAUCACCUUCACCAGUUUCUUCACCAUCAAGAGAUAAACGAUUGGAAGAAGAAACUAAACAAGAGGAUGAAAAAGAAAAGAAAUUAAAUGUUGAUAAGAAUUUAAAAUGCUCAUUAAGUAGUAUUGAAAAAGUAUCAUGUGAUAAAAAGAGUAAAGAUGAUUGUAGUAGUGGUGGUAGUGGUGGUGUUGAUAAUGGUGGUGAAGAGGGUGAUGACAAAUAUUCAACAAAAGGAACAACUGAAUCAAGAGAAGAAUCAGAUGGUAGUGGUGAUUAUGAAAAUAAUACAAAUGAUGAAAAACAACCAUUAUUUUCAAUGACAUUACAACAAAAUCCAUUAAAUUCAGAAUCAGAUUUCUCAAUUUUCAUAGAAGCAUUGCCAUUGGAGGUUGUUUAUAAUAAAUCAAUGAUGGAUGCUAUAUUGGAAUUCUUUGGAAAUGCACCCUCUGAUACAUUAAAGGAGAUUGAAGAGGCUGCUCGUAAUCAAAUUAAAAUAUUUAAAGAUAAAACCACAUUACGUAUUCAACAUGAACUAGAGAAUCAUAAGUCCAUAGAUUUAGAUAUCAAUAUUAAUGCACCACACGUAUUAAUACCUGAAAGCUUUACAAUACCUUCAGCACCAAUAUUAGUAUUAGAUUUAGGUUCUUUCUCUGUACAAAGUGUUGUAACUCAUAAAGAUGAUACUUUAUCAGAAGAAAUUGAAAUAUCUUCAAUUUUAAAAAAUGAUUUUUCAAUUAUUCAACAACAACAACAACAACAACAACAACAACAACAACAACAACAACAACAACAACAACAACAACAACAGCAACAGCAACAGCAACAACAAAUUCCAAUUCAACCACAGUCACAGCAACAACAACAGCAACAACAACAGCAACAACAACAAUCCCAACAACAACAACAAGCUCAACAACAAGCUCAACAACAACAACAAUCCCAACAUCCAUCAUCUAAUGAUGAUAACUCAAGUAGUAAUGGAGGUUGUAGUGUUGAUAUUAAAUCACCAUCAGUUAAUACAAGUAUUAUUAGUGAUAAUAGUGUUUAUGAUGAAGAGAAUGUUACAAAGUAUUUAUAUGAUCUAUUUGAAUUGAAAUUAAAUAAUAUUCAAUUCUAUAUUGCAUCACAAGGUGAAUCACUUCAAUUGGUUGAGAAAUUUGAUAUCAAUUUCAAAAUUUAUAAAUGUAUAAUCAAAUCACAAACACUAUUAAGUAAAUUGAAAUUAUUUGGUGGUUUACCUUCAUUGAAUAUGUUAUUAUCUCAAAAAUCAAUAGAGAUAUUAAUAAAUAUUAUCAGUACCCUUCAAAAUGAUCCACCUGAAAUUUCAACUCAUUUUUCUUCAAAGAAGAAUGCUGAAGAUGAAAACAAUAAUAGUAAUUUGGAUAGAGUUGAUUUUGAAACAGUUAUUCAUGAUCAAGAAGUUGAUAUUGAAGAAUAUUACAAUGGAGUGAAUAGUGACGAUGAUAAUAACGAUGAUGAAAAUGAUAAAACAACUCAAGAUGACCAAGAUGAUAAAGAAAAGAGUAGUGGUAAUGAUGAUUCAUUAAAAAAGAAAUCUAAAAAACCAAAAUUAAAGAAAGAAGGAUCAUUUAUAUUAGAAUCAAUGGAUUUAGAACAUACUCAAGAUCAAUUACCAAUUUUAAUGAUUUAUAAUACCAUUUUAGAAGUAUCAUUCUCUGUAACAACCGUAUCAUUACAAGUGGUUGAAGAUGAUAAACCAUUCAUUAGAAUGAUAUUAUCAGAUAUUAGUGCUCAAGUUUUAAAGCGUACCUUUGAUACUUCAAUUAAACUUUCUCUAGCGAAAUUAUCAAUUGAAGAUCUUUAUCAAGAUUUUAAAAAUGAAAGUUUUAAAUAUUUAGCAAAUUCAUCAAUUGAUAAUAAUCAACAACCACUACAAUCAGAAUUAGAAAAUAGUAGUGGAAUAGAGAGAGAAGAACAUUUAAUUUCAAUUUCAAUAUCAUCAGUUCAAAGAAAUUCACCUCAAUAUAGUGGUAUUUCUCAACAAAUUGAUGUUUCAUUCAAUACAUUAUUUGUUAAUAUCAAUAAGAAAUUAGUAAUUAAAAUUAUGAAUCUUGUUGAUUUUGUUGAGAAAACUAUUGUUGAAACUGUAAUGAAAAGAAGAGAGAAAAGAAAAAGAUUAGAAAAGGAUAAAGAUAAUCAACCAUUACCAACAAGUGAGAGUAAUCAACAAUCAAUACCACAAAAACAACAACAACAACAACAACAACAACAACAACAACAACAACAACAACAACAACAACAACAACAACCACCACCACCACUUCAAAAACAAAAAUCACAGUCACAUAUUAAUUUAGGUAAAGCAUUUGAAAAUUCAACAUUUAAAAUUGAUAAAGAUAAUUCAAUUGUUAUAAUAACAACAAAGAUGAAAUCAUUGGUAGUUAAUUUGAAUGAAGAUGAUCAAUCAUAUUUUGCAUUGACAGUAUCAGAUUUAUCAAUUAAUUUCGAUAUAGAUUUAGAAUCAUCCAUGAUGAGAUUUAAAUUGGGUAAUUUAACAAUAUCAGAUAUUUCAAAGGAAGCUUCAAAAGAUUUGAAUCCAUUAUUUGGUACAGAUGGUGAACAUAUAAUUGAAUUUUAUGUUUACACAUUAAAGAAUUCAAAACCACUUGAAACAAUUACAACAACAGCAACUGCAAAAAUUACAUUGGAUAAUGAAACAAAAGAAACCAUUUCAACUACUCUAUUUGAAAAAGUAAAAGAGAAACCACCUUCAUCUCCAUUAAAAGAUUCAACUAGUAUACUUCAAGAUGAAAAUGAAAUUUUCGAUACAAAGAUUGGUGUUAGAAUGAGUUCUGUUAAAUUAAUAGUUGUAAGAUCAUUAAUUGAUAGAAUAAUCGAUUAUUUCGAAGAGUUUGCACCAAAUCAAAUCGAUCAAAUAUUGGCUGAUAGUGCAAAAGGAGCUGUAGAAAUUAUGUCAACUCGUCGUAUAAAUCAACAGAAACGUAUACUCUUUGAAGUUGAUGUUAACACACCACGUAUAAUCUUUCCAAAGAAUCAUUAUUCACCAUAUGUAAUCAUUGCAGAUUUAGGUCAUAUCUCUGUAUUUAAUAAAUAUAAAUCAAAUUUAACAAAUAGUAAUGGUGGUGAUAAUACAAUUUUAUCAUCUGAACAAGUAUUUGUUUAUGCAUCGUCAGUCAAUUUUCAUGCAUGUAAAUUUCAAAAUGGUAAAGUUUUAGAAUCAACAAUUGAACCAAUUUCAAAUAAGAUCAAUGUUCAUGUUAAUAUUGAAUCAUUUUUAAAUCCAUCACUAUUAGAAGAAGAUCAAUUAGAUGAACCAAAACAAAAAGUUGAUGGAGAGAUAUCACCAAUUAAUCUAAAGAUAUCGGAUCAACAAUAUUCAUUAACUAUUGCAAUCAUUAAAUCAUUGAUUGAACCAACUAUUAAACAAAAGAAAAGAAAGAAGAGAAAUCAUAGAAGAAUUGAAAGUCAGCUUAAUCUUGAUAAUCUUUAUCAAAACUUUUUAAAUGUUGCUUCUUCAAAUCAAGAUUUUAAAAGUGUAGAUGUUCCAAUUGGAUUACCAUUACCAACUCCAAUUUUAGAAAGUUUACAUGAUCAUAAAUCAUCAUCAUCUUCUUCUUCUUCUUCACCACCACCACCACCACCACCAUCAUCAUCACAACAACAACAACAACAAAUAAUUAAAUCAUUGGAUUCAAUUAAAGAUCAAAUUACAUUUCAUUUACCUCAUAUUUCUUUAGAAUUCUUUAGAAAGAAUAAAGAAUCUGUAGUUUCAUUUGAAAUUGAUGAAUUCGAAUGUUCUUUAAUUGAAUAUGAUAAUGGUAAUGAAUAUUCAAAUUUUUCAUUGGGUUCUAUCGAUUUAACUGAUACAAGAAAAUCAACAGUAAAUCAUUUUCGUCGUAUUAUUCAUCAUUCAAAGGAAAAGAAUCAACAAUCAGCAGAUGGUAGUGGUUUAUCACCACCACUAUCAAAAGAUGAAAAGGAAAAAAAAGAAAUGAAAAAAGAAUUACAAGUUUAUGUAUUUGAAAAAAGAGGUGGUGAUACUCAAGUUAAAUUGAUAUUGGAUCAUUUUAGAGGUGUUAUAGUACCGGAAUCAUUAAUUUCAAUGAUUGAUUUCAUUAUGCCAGGAAUUAAAGCUUUAUCAUCACUUUCAGAGAUUUCACCCGUUUCUUCACCAGUGUUAAAUGUAGAUACCAUGAAUAAUAAUCCACAUUUAUUUGGAAGGGAUCCUUUGAAAUCGACAGUUAAAGCAAUGUUGGAAGAAAAGAAUAAGAAAAGAAUGACUACAAAUACUGUGGUACAUAUAGAGACAUCGAAUAUAGAUCUAUCAUUUGUUGAUAAUCCUGCUACUCGUGAAAGUAGAUUACUCAUUGCAAGAGGUUCACUAUUUGGUAAAGUUACCAUUCAAAAAAGUGAUUCUCUAACCUAUAAAGAUAUUCAACUUUGUAUUGAUGAAUUUAUUCUCUUCAAAUGUAGAGCAGAUAAUUUCGAUCAAACCAUUGAAUCAAUCAUUGAUCCAUUAUCAAUCACUACAAACAUUUCAAUGGUUGAAGGUAAAGAUUAUUUACCAAUUGAUAUUUUAAUUGCUGUUGAUCCAAUGCAUAUUUCAAUAUCAUUUCAAGAUUUAUUAUUAUUUUUAUCACUUUCAAAAAAUAUUGAAUCAUUAAUAAAUAGUUUAAAUAAUUUACAACAACAACAUCAACAACAAAAUAAUAAUAGUAAUAAUAAUAAUAAUAAUAAUAAUAAUAAUAAUAAUAAUAAUAAUAAUAAUAAUAAUAAUAAUAAUAAUAAUAAUAAUGAUGAUAAAUCAAAACAAGAACAACAAAUUUUAAGAGUUAAUUUUCAAUCACCAUCAGUUGAAUUAACAGUAAUUAACGACUAUGGUAAUAAGUAUUGUGGUAUUAUUGAUUUAAAAAUUAGAGAUAUUUCAGUAGAGGUUGCACAAAAUAGAGUAUUAUUUGCAAUGUUUAUAGCUGCAAAUUAUUUCAAUGUUUCAAAAUCAGUUUGGGAACCAAUGAUAGAGGAAUGGGGUUGUAAAUUUGGUAUUGAGACAUCAGAGAUUGGUACAAAGGAUCAAUCAAAGAAUAUUGUUAUCUCUUCAAGUGGGAAAUUAAAUUUAAAUAUAACAAAAUCAUUGUUUGAUACUUUUACUACGAUAUAUCCUUUGAUAGAGAUUGCUAUGGAUAUUAGUAAAGCUGAUUCAACACAAUCAGCUUAUGAUCUUGGCUAUAAAACUGGCGUAAAUAAUAAUUUAUUACAACAUUACAAAUCUCAAAAUUAUCAUCCUUUUCUUUUAAAAAAUCAAACUGGUUUAGAGAUACAAUAUCAAAUAUCAAUAAUUUGUGCAUCUUCUUUUGGUGAUACUCAAUCAAAUGAUUUUGUUGGAUUGUCAACUUCGACAUCACCAUCAACUUCAACAACUACAACUUCAACUUCAACUUCAACUUCAACUUCAACUUCAACUUCAACUUCAACUUCAACUUCAACUUCAACUUCAACUUCAACUUCAAACCCAACAACUUCAAGCAAAACUCAAACAACUAAAAAUAAAAUUUUAGAAGAUGGUGGUGAAAUUUAUUUAGAUUUAAAAGAAACAUUAUAUUCAAAUGGUAAUACUAAUCAAGAAAAGGAUAAAUUUAGAUCAAUUAAUAAUGCACAAAAGUAUAGAGAUAUAACAUCGAUAUCAUUAUUUAGAAUUAAUAUAGUUGUUGAUGGUUUUGAAGCAAUUUCAAAUUUACCAAUUCAUAAAACUGGAAUUUAUAUUUGUAGUUUAAUACCAAAAGUAAAUGUAUCAUCUUCAACUAAAUCACUACCAUCUCAACAAUUGGUAUUUGAAGUAAGGGUAUCAGAUUUUACAAAAGAGUUAAUUGUAAGAUCAAAUGUUUUGAUUGUAAAUGAAACUGAUCAUACAUUGGAAUAUUUGGAUAAACCUACACAUACAUUAAGAAAAGUAUGUCCUUUUAUUUUAGAACCAAAACAAUCGAAAUCUUUAUCUAUAUGUGGUGGCAAUUCAUCAUCAUCCUCCUCCUCCUCAUCAUCAUCAACAACAGAUAUGAUAUUUAGUUUUAGACCAAUGAUUCAUCAAUCAUUUUCAUCCUCUGCAAAUCUAGGAAAUAAUCAACAACGUUGGACUCAUCCUUUGAAUUGUAAUAAUGGAUUAUUACAUCCUGGUACAUUAUUGUUUGAUUGUCCACCAAACAAGUUUUAUUGUCUACAAAUUGAUCAACAUCUAUCAAAUUUCCAAUUGGAAGAUCAACAAAUUAAUCCAUUGACAGGUGGAACAAUUCCUCAGCAUCAACCCUCUUAUCAUCAUAUUAGUAAUCAACAAUAUUAUGAGAAUAGUAUGGUGAAUGAUGAGAAUCAAGAUAAUCAAUCAUCAUCAUCAAUGAAUAGGAUAAUUCAAAAAACAAACCAUAUAAUUAAAAUUGUACCACCAUUGGUAAUUUAUAAUCAAUUUAUUAUACCUAUCGAUAUUACAUUACAUGAUCAAGAAUCCAAUAGAACCGUUGGUAAAGAGAGUAUUCAAGAAAAUCAAACCAAAGGUAUCUAUUGUGUAAAUGUUGAACGUUUAAUAAUGAUUAAAGUUCAUAUGAAAGGUUUUGGUUCUAGUGGAUUUAUUCAAAUUAAUCAAUCCUCUCAAAAUUAUAUAAACAAACAACCAAGAAAAUUGAUUUCAACCACUUCAGAUCAAACCUUUUUUGUUAAUAUCUUUCAAAAUGAACUAUUUGGUUCAAUCCAUGUUUGUUUAUAUCCAACCUUUUCAAUCAUAAAUCAAAUUGGUUUAAAUUUAUCAUUUAAAUUAAAUAAUUUAUCAGAUAAUAAUAAUAAUAAUAAUAAUAAUAAUAAUAACAAUAAUAAUACAAUUCAUGAUCAACCUGUGAUUAUAGCUUCCGUAUUUAAUUCACAAACAUUUUCAAAUUUAUUAACUAAAAAUACUCCAAAAAAUAAAACAACAACUACCACAACGACAACAGCAGCAACAACUAAACCAAUUCAAGGAACAAUUGAUUAUAAAAAAGAUCCAAAGAAAUGGUAUAAUGAUAAAAAUAUUUCACAAAUAUCAAUGUUUUCACCAAUUCCAUCAAAUGUUGGUACCAGUAAUAAUACAUCAUAUUUGGUUUUACAGGUUGAUGGUAAUUCUCAAUGGUCUCAACCAAUUUCGAUUCAACCAAAUAAACAAGAACCCAUUACAAUUAUCAAGGAACAAAAAGAGUCACCAACAUCUUCAAAAAUUACUAAACUUUCUUUACAAUUCUUAAUUUCAACUUCAAUUGCAAAUGAAUCAUUAACAACAAAUAUAACAGUAGAUCCACAAUUUAUUUUGGUUAAUAAUUUAGCUCAACCAUUAUACUAUUGCCAAAAGGAUUCUAAUCUCUAUAAAAACUAUUGUUUAAAUCCAAAUGAAACCAUACCAUUUCACUUUUUUGAUGAUCAAUUAUUAAAAAAGAUUGCCUUUAGAUUAUCACCAAAUAAUGAUUGGUCUGGUUGUUUCAAUAUUAAUAAAUCAAUUUCAUUCAAUAUUAAAUUGGAUAAACCAAUCGAUGAUGAUCAAGAUAGUGAUAGUGAUUCAGGUUCUUCAAACUCAUCUUCACCAUCAAUUUCAUCAUCUUCAACUUCACCAUUAAAUUUAUCAUCAUCUUCAGCAUUUUCAAAUUGUAGUAGUAAUAAUAAUAAUAAUAAUGGUGGUGGUGGUGGUAGUAGUGAUGAUCAAUUUUAUUUACCAAUGAUUCAAAUGGUACAAGAAAAAGGAAUUUAUUUUGUUGUUGUUAAUCCAGAGACAAAAGAUUAUCCACCUUAUAGAGUUGAAAAUUUAAUAUCAGUACCAAUUGCAAUCCACCAAGUCGAUACAAAUGAACAACCAAUUCCUAUCUUUUCAAAUCAAUCCAAAAGAUAUGUUUGGUCAAAUCCAAUGGGUACAAAACGUUUAGGUAUUACAAUUCCAAAUACAAACUAUAAAAAGAGUGUUUCUUUAGAUAAAUUACAAUAUCAUCAACCAUAUCAAGUUAAACAUUCAAACAAAACUUUAGAUAUUAAAUUAGAUAUCAUUGCUAAUGGUCCAACAAAUAUAUUACGUUUAACAGAUUUAAAUGAUCAUAAUUCAAUUUCAAAAACAUUAAAUAAUAAUAAUAAUAAUAAUAAUAAUAAUAAUAAUAAUAAUUUAAAUUCAGUAACAAAAGAUAAUAAUAAUAAUAAUAAUCAAAAUAAUAAUAAUCAAAAUAAUAAUAAUCAAAAUAAUAAUAAUUUAAAUUUUGAAAUUUGUAUUGGUGGUAUUAGUGUUUCAUUAAUUGAUGGUCAUCCAAAGGAAUUGAUGUAUAUAACCUUGAGAGGUUUACAACUUAGAUUUAAGCAAUAUUCAACAGAACAAAAUAUAAAUUUAUCAAUUCAUUCUUUUAAAGUUGAUAAUCAACUAUAUCAUACACCUUAUCCAGUAAUGAUUCAAUCUUAUAAUUCCAAUAAUCUAAAACCAACUAAACAUUCUUUUAAUGUAUCAUUAAUACGUUCAGGUCAAUAUCAACCAAAAGAAUUACAUCAAGUUGGUAUUGAAUAUAUAAAAGAAUUAAAUUUUGAUAUUCAACCCUUUGAUGUUGAAAUUGAUGAAACAAUUUUAUUUCAUUUAUAUAAUUUUAUUAAAUCAAUUAAAUUACCUAAUAAUCAAAAUAAUAAUAAUAAUCAAAAUAAUAAUAAUCAAAAUAAUGAUUUUAAUAAUAUCGAUGAAUAUGAUGAAAAAGAAAAAAAUGAUGGUAAAAUUAUAAAAUCAAUUAAAUUACCAUAUUCAAAUUUACCAAUACCACAUUCUAUUGAUUCAAAGAGGUUAUAUAUUGAAGUUUUAAAUUUACCAUUGGUUGAUGUUACAAUUAGUUAUUGUUUAUCACCACAUUCAAGACCAUUGAUUGGACCAUGGGCAUCUGUAUUUUCAACCAUUGCAAAUAUUGAUAAAGCAAGUUUACAUUUAGGUUCAUGGAAAUUGGAACAUCAAUUCGUUACUGCAAAUGCAUUGGCAUUAUCAUUGUUUUCUCAUUAUAAAUGGGAGGUAUCAAAGAUUUUAUUAUACUCUGAUGUGUUUGGUGCUCCAUUAUCGUUGGUUGAAAACAUCACUCGUGGUAUCAAUGAUUUCAUUUAUGAAAGUAAGGAAGGUUUAAAUAAUCCGGAAAACUUUGGAAAAGGUUUAGUUAAAGGUACUAAAAGUUUAGUAUCCAAUAGUAUCUAUGGUAUUUUCAAUUCUGCUAGUAAAUUAACAAAUACCGUUGGUUCAGCUAUUGCGCCGUUCUCAAUGGAUGAAAAUUAUCUUGCUCAGAGGGAUCGUCAUACUCAACCAAAACAUGCAAUCGAUGGUGUUUCAAAUGGUAUUGGAAGGUUCACUCAAGGUUUGGCACAUGGUUUAUCGGGUCUAUUCGAUCAACCGGUUAAAGAGUUUCAAGAUCAAGGUUUCUCUGGUUUGGUUAAAGGAUUUGGUAAAGGAAUUUUAGGUACAGUUGUAAAACCAACUGUUGGUGCUAUCGAUAUGAUUAAUGCUGCAACACAAGGUAUUAGAAACUCUUAUUUGGAUCCUGCCUCUAGUAAAUCACGUUCAAGACCACCAAGAUUCAUCGGUCCUGAUGCAAUCAUUAAACCAUUUUCAUUUGAAAAAUCUUUCCUUCAACAAGUUAUUAAAACUACAAACACUCAUCAAUCAUUACUCUCUUCAAAAGAAUGGUAUAUAAUUCAUUUCAAGGUUUAUGAUGAAAAGAAAACACCUUACUAUUUAGUAAUUUCAACUCAAAAGUUUUAUUUAUUUGAUUUUAAAUUUAACUUUAUUUUAUCAAUUAAAUUAUGGGAUUUAGAUCUUUCAUUAAAACCAAAAGAUGAUAGAUAUUUAUCAAUCCAAGAAAUUAAAAAAGAUGACGAAUCACCAAGAAAUCCAACAUAUGUUUUAUUAUUAGAUCAAGAUGGUAAAUCAAUUUCUUAUUCCCUUUUAAACUCUAUGCAUAAUAUCAUUAGUACAAUUAAAUUGGACCAAACCUAUUUUGUUUCAAAUUGA
Dictyostelium discoideum AX4 is the source of this 12741-nucleotide messenger RNA. RefSeq names its product vacuolar protein sorting-associated protein 13 family protein (gene vps13F). The transcript has 4 exons. Gene Ontology annotation, biological process: phospholipid transport. Lineage: Eukaryota; Evosea; Eumycetozoa; Dictyosteliales; Dictyosteliaceae. Gene Ontology annotation, cellular component: membrane. The coding region runs from base 1 to 12741 and encodes 4246 amino acids. The record is from RefSeq and is a predicted model, not a curated record.